This is a messenger RNA of Myotis brandtii (Brandt's bat), 3882 nucleotides long. RefSeq names its product lysine (K)-specific demethylase 1A (gene KDM1A). Gene Ontology annotation, cellular component: nucleus. The record is from RefSeq and is a predicted model, not a curated record. Gene Ontology annotation, molecular function: oxidoreductase activity; protein binding; flavin adenine dinucleotide binding. The transcript has 21 exons. The coding region runs from base 32 to 2374 and encodes 780 amino acids. NCBI's taxonomy places the organism in Eukaryota, Metazoa, Chordata, Mammalia, Chiroptera, Vespertilionidae. Gene Ontology annotation, biological process: regulation of DNA-templated transcription.
GCCUCCCGUCGUGCCUGGUUCUGCCACCCCCAUGGAAACGGGAAUCGCCGAGACUCCGGAGGGACGACGGACCAGCCGGCGCAAGCGGGCGAAGGUAGAGUACAGAGAGAUGGACGAAAGCUUGGCCAACCUCUCAGAAGAUGAGUAUUAUUCAGAAGAAGAGAGAAAUGCCAAAGCAGAGAAGGAAAAGAAGCUUCCCCCACCACCCCCUCAAGCCCCACCUGAGGAAGAAAAUGAAAGUGAGCCUGAAGAGCCAUCUGGGCAAGCAGGAGGACUUCAAGACGACAGUUCUGGAGGGUAUGGAGACGGCCAAGCAUCAGGUGUGGAGGGUGCAGCGUUCCAGAGUAGACUUCCUCAUGACCGGAUGACUUCUCAAGAAGCAGCUUGUUUUCCAGAUAUCAUCAGUGGACCACAGCAGACCCAGAAGGUCUUUCUAUUUAUUAGAAACCGCACAUUGCAGUUGUGGUUGGAUAAUCCAAAGAUUCAGCUGACUUUUGAGGCUACUCUCCAGCAAUUAGAGGCACCUUACAACAGUGAUACUGUGCUUGUCCACCGAGUUCACAGCUAUUUAGAGCGUCACGGUCUUAUCAACUUCGGCAUCUAUAAGAGGAUAAAGCCCCUCCCGACUAAAAAGACAGGAAAGGUAAUUAUUAUAGGCUCUGGAGUCUCAGGCUUGGCAGCAGCUCGUCAAUUACAAAGUUUUGGAAUGGAUGUCACACUUCUGGAAGCUAGGGAUCGUGUAGGUGGACGAGUUGCCACAUUUCGCAAAGGAAACUAUGUAGCUGAUCUUGGAGCCAUGGUAGUAACAGGUCUUGGAGGGAAUCCCAUGGCUGUGGUCAGCAAACAAGUAAAUAUGGAACUGGCCAAGAUCAAGCAAAAAUGCCCACUUUAUGAAGCCAAUGGACAAGCUGACACUGUCAAGGUUCCUAAAGAGAAAGAUGAAAUGGUAGAACAAGAGUUUAACCGGUUGCUAGAAGCUACAUCUUACCUUAGUCAUCAGCUAGACUUCAAUGUCCUCAAUAAUAAGCCCGUGUCCCUUGGCCAGGCAUUGGAAGUUGUUAUUCAGUUACAAGAAAAGCAUGUUAAAGAUGAGCAGAUUGAACAUUGGAAGAAGAUAGUGAAAACUCAGGAGGAAUUGAAAGAGCUUCUUAAUAAGAUGGUAAAUUUGAAAGAGAAAAUUAAAGAGCUCCAUCAGCAAUACAAAGAAGCAUCUGAAGUCAAGCCACCCAGAGAUAUCACGGCUGAGUUCUUGGUGAAGAGCAAACACAGGGAUCUGACUGCCCUGUGCAAGGAAUAUGAUGAGUUAGCUGAAACACAAGGAAAACUAGAAGAAAAACUUCAAGAAUUGGAAGCCAAUCCCCCAAGUGAUGUAUACCUCUCGUCAAGAGACAGACAGAUACUUGAUUGGCAUUUUGCAAAUCUUGAAUUUGCUAAUGCCACACCUCUUUCUACACUCUCCCUUAAGCAUUGGGAUCAGGAUGAUGACUUUGAGUUUACUGGCAGCCACCUAACAGUGAGGAAUGGCUACUCAUGUGUGCCUGUGGCGUUAGCAGAAGGCCUAGAUAUUAAAUUGAAUACAGCAGUUCGGCAGGUUCGCUACACAGCUUCAGGAUGUGAAGUGAUAGCUGUGAAUACCCGCUCCACCAGCCAGACCUUUAUUUAUAAAUGUGAUGCGGUUCUCUGUACCCUCCCUUUGGGUGUGUUGAAGCAGCAGCCACCAGCUGUCCAGUUUGUGCCGCCUCUUCCCGAGUGGAAAACAUCUGCAGUUCAAAGGAUGGGAUUUGGCAACCUUAACAAGGUGGUGUUGUGUUUUGACCGGGUGUUCUGGGAUCCAAGUGUCAAUUUGUUCGGGCAUGUCGGCAGCACGACUGCUAGCAGGGGUGAGCUCUUCCUCUUCUGGAACCUCUACAAAGCUCCAAUACUAUUGGCACUAGUGGCAGGAGAAGCUGCUGGCAUCAUGGAAAACAUAAGUGAUGAUGUGAUCGUUGGCCGAUGCCUGGCCAUUCUCAAAGGGAUUUUUGGUAGCAGUGCAGUGCCCCAGCCCAAGGAAACGGUGGUGUCUCGCUGGCGUGCUGAUCCCUGGGCCCGGGGCUCCUAUUCCUAUGUGGCUGCAGGAUCAUCUGGGAAUGACUAUGAUUUAAUGGCUCAGCCAAUCACUCCUGGCCCCUCAAUUCCAGGUGCCCCACAGCCAAUUCCACGACUCUUCUUUGCUGGAGAACACACAAUCCGUAACUACCCAGCCACUGUCCAUGGUGCUCUGCUGAGUGGCCUUCGAGAAGCAGGAAGGAUUGCAGACCAAUUCUUGGGAGCCAUGUACACCCUGCCUCGCCAGGCCACACCAGGUGUCCCUGCACAGCAGUCCCCAAGCAUUUGAAACAAAUGUACCCUAAGGGAAGAGGCUGACGUGUGUGUCUUUUGCUGUGUAAGCAAAGUUCUUCUAGCAAUAGAUUGCUGAGAAACCGGCCCUGGCUUUUGGGCUUCCCGUCAGUUCCCGAAGUUCAGGAUGGCCAGGUGGCCCAGGAGGUUGUCUCCUUUGAGUGACUUGGAGCCAGGGAUGAAGGCACUUGUCCAUUUAGUGUGGAAGUGUGUGUUCUUCAAGACGGAGGCAAGCAAGUGCUAUGAGAGAACAUGUUAGUCUCUUGGUGUGGUAGUUUUUUUUAUAUUUUGAGAAUAAAACUUCAUAUAAAAUUAGUCCUAUCUUUUUGUUUGUUUUCCCGUAGGGUUAGAGCCGUAUACAAGACAUGAGUGUUACUCCGUUGGAGAUGUUAAUUUUAUCUGUUUACAUAAGGUGGAUGUUUAUGUAAAGGAGAAAAAUGACUUGGUCAGAAGAUAGGCUCCUAUAGAACAGUGGGCUUCCUGGUCUGUGAGGCUAGAUUUCCCCACAAAGGGUGGGGAAGGUGACCAUGUGCCAGAGGCAUGAGCAUAUGGAUAUCGGGUAACUUUGAAUUCUCAAAACACAAGACAACACAAAGUUUGGGUAGUCCUCUACAGACUAUCCUGGCUUUAUUCUCCAGAUUCCCUCCCUGGGUAUGUCUAACUGUACUUCUGUCCAAGGUACUGGUAUAAAGUUUUGGCAAGUUCUACAUAAGGAGCAGAUCAAGGGUUUAGGUAACUUUGCUGCUGUAACAAAUUACCAACAAGCUCUGAGGGAAGAUUCUAUUUCCUUGCCUUUCUCAGCUUCUAGGGGCUGUCUGUAUCCUUGGCUUAUGGCCCCUUCCUCCAUCUUGAAAAGCACACCAAUCUCUGCUUCCAUCAUCACUUGUGAUCUUUAGAUCCCCCUCCUUCCCACUCAGGAUACUUGUGAUUUACUUUAAGGCCCACCCAGAUCAUCUCCCCCAUUUCAAAAUCUUUAAUCACAUCUUCAAAGUCUCUUUUGCCAUGUAAGGUAAAAACUUGUAGGAACAGAAUGUCUGCCUAUUCCUUACCCAAGGACUCUUAGCAGACUAAAUGCGAGUGUAUAAUCUGCUUCUAGAAAUCGGAUUUAACUUGCAUUAGUGAAUUCUUCCCUAAAUGAGGUUUUAUUCUUAGUAAGAUUUAAGGGAUAUUACAUUGGUGGUCUGAGUGGAAGGCUUUUUCCCUAGUCUUGGAAUGAGUGACAGCCAUUAGGAAAUUCUGCACACCAGGAUCAGAGCAAGUGGUAUAAUUGAUGCAAAGGUGAGAGCAGCAAACAGUGGGAAGUACGACGACUUUGGAGCCCAGCUCGGCCAUUAAUAUUGUUACCUUGGGGCAGGGAGGGGGUGGUUAAGGUGUUUGAACCAGUGUUAGGUGCUUUUGUUUUUUAAAGAAAUGGCAUAGGCCCCUUGAGAGAAGAUUGUUUUGUGUGUGAUAAGCCUAAAAAUAAAAUGUAGCAAUAAAAUAGGUGCUGUAUGAUUCUAAUACCAA